This is a messenger RNA of Somion occarium, 635 nucleotides long. The record is from the annotation of a GenBank genome assembly. NCBI's taxonomy places the organism in Eukaryota, Fungi, Basidiomycota, Agaricomycetes, Polyporales, Cerrenaceae.
GUCUGAGACUGACCUCCAUGUCCGCGACUUCAGUAGACCUUUCUGGCAGUAUCCAUGUUGAGACCAAGUUCAUUCCACCUUCACAACCGUAUCUUCCCGCUCUGGUGUUGCAGGUGACUCGGCUUACUGGAUCUUACAUGGUCUGGAUUGGUGCGACGGAAGAGUCAGAAGGGAAUGCUCAUAUAGCCCCAAUGAGGGGCUUUCUAUUGAGAGAUUGGGCUUGUGCAAUGCCACCAAGCCAGAAUGUGGCUAUCCCUCCUGCUGCUACUUCCUUGAAUCGCUCCUCGAGUUCUGAUGUCGCACUUGCCAUGUCUCAGCGUUUAGCUCGACGCUUCCAAAAGCAAAUAUUCUUGUCCGUAGACAUUCCACCAUCUUUCUUAGCUAUGGGUGAUGGACCCAAGAUACUUUUAGCAAUAGAGAAGGCAGUUGUGGAGCACCUGAAGGUUAUGGAGCACGCGCCGAGUUGAUGGUCUGUUGAUAUCCGGUUGAGGAUGACCGCCUUGACUUGAGGUGCGGUGCGAGAGUACUGGUUGUUGAGAUGUGUAUUUGGACUCUAGAAUAAGCACCCUAUUACAACAGCCUUGUAUGAGUAGACUUGAUAAAAAGAGGAUCGAUGAUAUCUGCGAUAGCCGAGA